Messenger RNA from Exaiptasia diaphana, 3966 nucleotides. RefSeq names its product sperm-associated antigen 1. The record is from RefSeq and is a predicted model, not a curated record. The transcript has 22 exons. Lineage: Eukaryota; Metazoa; Cnidaria; Anthozoa; Actiniaria; Aiptasiidae. Gene Ontology annotation, cellular component: mitochondrion; cytosol. Bases 76 to 3231 code for a protein of 1051 amino acids. Gene Ontology annotation, molecular function: heat shock protein binding.
AAACUUUGCAAAAACGAAAGCAAAAGUAAGUUCUGAAUUGAUUUUAAAUUUGCCGUAUCUCAGGUAAUAUCCAAUAUGGCAGCAGACGGCACAAAUGCAAUGUUUGGCUUGACAGCAUCUGGUAUGCCACUGUCACAUUUGGAUUACAGCUAUAUUGGGAAAUGUACCAAYUCUUCAGAGCUAGAGAAGAUUGUUAAAGUCUUAAGGUCUGGAGAAGAAGGGACGUACCCUGAGUUAAUAACAUUUGCAGAGAAACAGCUGGAAAGCAUCAACCCUAAAAGUAAAAUCCUGCGUAAAGAUGUCCCUGUUCAGUCAUACAGAGAUUUGGACAGCAGUGAGAGAGAUGAGCUUACUGGUGAUUUCAAGGACUGGAUCUCUGAAAUAAGCAGCAAGGAUUCACAACUAAAGAAGAAUUGUGACAAAUCUUCACCCAAUACUGACAAUCUUCCUCCAAUCAGAUCGUCAAAGACUGUGGGUUCAACAACCUUGGAUGCUGCUCAGGUUUCAAAUCAUGCAAGAGGCAAAAGCAAACGAUCAGCAGCACCAAGAGRAUAUCAUGACUGGGAUAAGUUCAAGGUGGAUGAAGAGUUGAAGGUGUUGGAGCAGAAAGAAGAAGAGGACCUAAAAGUAAAGAAAGACAAAGCAAAGAUCAAUUCAAAGGAAGCUGAUCUGCCUGUGAACGUGAACAYAAGUGGUAAAUCAAAUGAAGAGCUUACUCUUCUGGCUGGAAGAGAAAAAGACAAGGGAAACGAAGCAUUUCAUUGUGGAGAUUACAAAGAAUCCUUGGUUUACUAUUCACGCAGUAUCCAAUACAAACCCACAGCUGCCUCUUACAAUAACAGAGCUUUUGCUAACUUGAGGUUAAAGAAUUUUGACAGAGCAAUUGAUGAUUGUAAUACAGUGCUUGACAUUGAACCAAGUAAUCUUAAAGCUUUCCUAAGACGAGCAUUAGCACAUAAAGGCAAAGGUGAUAGUASUAGUGCAAGAUGUGACUUGAACAAAGUGCUUGAGAUUGAACCCAACAACAAGAGAGCACAGGAAAUUCUUAAUGAAUUAUCUGCAGAUGAAGAAAAAAGUGGAAAUAAGAAUAACGUCAAACCUAAAGCUGAGACACAAACCAAGAAGAAAGGAACACGAAUGAAGAUCAUAGAGGUGGACAAUGACGAAGAAGAAGUUAUCCAAGAAGAGAAGAAACCUGUUGAAAAAGCUGAACAAAGCAGCAAYUCUCCUGUUGACUURACUGAUGGCAGCUGUKUAUCAUCUUCCUCAAAUAAUASCAAAGACAAUUAUGAAUUAACUCCAUCAAAAACAAGUSAAAAUGAUGAAGAAAAGCCUUUGCAAUCUACAAGUAACAAAAGUGAAAAAGAAAGUUCAUCUUCAAGUAAUUCAAUUGAGAAAGAAAAUUCAGAGCAUAAAGAAAUUGUGGUGCCAUCACCACCUCCUGUUGUAGAGCUUCCUGGAAUUGUAGUGAAGUCAAAGGAUGAAGGAAUGUCGUUGUACAAGCUUGGUAGAUAUGCAGAGGCUGCAGAGAAAUUUACAGUUGCAAUUGAGCUCCUUGAAAAAGAUAAAUCUCAAUUCAAAUCAGCAUUAUCAUCAUUGCUGAAUAACCGUGCGGCCUGCCUGCAAAGAAUCGGCGAUGCUUUUGGCUGCAUUAAAGACUGCACAACRUCCUUAGCAUUGCUGCCAGGUUCAGUCAAACCUCUCCUGAAACGUGCUUCCUCYAAUGAGAUGCUGGAGAGAUAUGAGGAGUCAUACGUAGACUUUAAUGCGGUGGCAUUGAUUGAUCCAUCUAACCAGACUGCUAUGAAUGGCAAAUCAAGGGUUAGCAAACACCUAGUAAACACUUAUGGCAGCUCAUGGCGGGAAAGAAUAUCAGGAACUAAAGUAGCAGAAACAAUAACAUCGUCAGAGUUAUUAAAUACUGGUACYAAYAAYGCAACAGAAAAGGUUUUAAAUAUUCUAGGGAACAAACAAACUACAUCACCAGAUGGUUUAGAUCAAAGUACUCCAACUACUGCGAGUGAUGGUAAUCUGAGCACAAAACAUGGUGUAACAAGCACCAUGAAAGAACAGAAAAAGGAUGAGAUUCCUGUAGAAGAAAAUCCUGAGAAGACGUUUGAUCAGUGUAAAGAAAAAGGGAACAUGUUUGUGAAGCAGGGUAAACUAGAGCAAGCUGUCCAAUGUUACACUCAAUGUAUUGACCUUGAUCCAUCUAAAGUAGCUGUAUAUACCAACAGAGCUCUUUGCUAUCUACGACUUGAAAAGUUCACUCUUGCUGAAGAAGAUACAAGUAAAGCACUUGAACUGCAGGACAACAAUGUCAAGGCUCUGUACAGACGUGGUCUUGCAAGAAAGGGAUUGCAAAAGUAUGAAGAAGCUGCUAAAGAUCUUGUGAACUUAAUUAAAAUUGAACCAACAAAUACUUCAGGGAAAAAAGAACUUGAUAUUGUCCUAAAUCUAUGCCGAGAGCAACGAAAGAAACAAAAGGAAGCAAGCAACUCCAAAAGCACAAACAAUGAAACAAAGCAAAAAAAUUCUAUCAAUGAAACAAAGGCCAAGAAUUCUGUGGACGAAACAAAACACAAGAAUUCUGUCAAUGAAACAAAGACCAAGAACAAAGCUGCACAGAGUAAACAAACUCAAAGAAGAAGAGUGCAGAUUGAUGAAGUCAAUGGCAUUGAGGACGGCUCAAGCAACUCCCCUCCAGUGAACCAGAAGUCACCUGAGUCGACACCAUUGAAAGAAACAGUCAACAAAAYCAAGAYAAACCCAACAACCACAAAAACAACACAGGAAAACMCUAAACCAGCUCAUUCAAAAGAUCAGAAGAAAAAGAAAAUUAAACUUCACAAGGCAACUGCAUUUGAUUUCUAUCAAGCAUGGAACUCUGUCAARCAAAAAGACUUGUCUAGUUAUGCAGACAUCUUACGACAGCUUAAUCCAGCAAUGUURCCUAAAGUUCUCAGUAACAAGUUGGAUGCUGACAUGUUUCGAUGUAUUAUUGGUGCUAUUACAGAACACCUUCACCCUAGUGGUGAAGACAAACUAUCGUUUGAUAUUCUACGGUAUUUAUGUGAAGCUCAGCGCUUUGAUAUGGUUAAAAUGUUUCUUGACAGUAAUGAUAGCAGAGCAAUCAAAGAUCUUUAUACCAAACUGGCYUCAUCUCGAACAAAGAACGAAUUCGUAGACGUGGAUACAUUUAAUGGCGUCCUGACAAAAUACAAAGUUUGAAUCAAAUCUGCUUUUAUAUAUAUUGAACUAUUAGACAAUGUCAAUAACUGUCGUACMCAGACGAACCGAAAUGGACUAGUGCUUAUUUGGGGUAGCCAUUUAUUUGGUGAAGCCAUACCCGAAAGUGUGGUUACCGAGGCAACGUCAUCUACACUUGUUUCUUUCAUAUAAAUUGAAAUAGUGGUUAAAAACGAAAGCGCGCCAAACAACAUUAUUCUGGCAACAAYRGUGGAAUCAGAAAAACGUCGAUAAUUGUUUAAACAGGGAAGGUUAAUAGCAGACAUGAAAAAGCACUCAACCUUUAUUGUAGUAAACAGUGCUAAACAAUUGAAUCUCGAGUAAAGACAACAAACCUACGAAACGCRUCGCAAGGAACGUUUAAUUUACCUAGAACGCGAGUAAACGCUUUAAGAGCAUCAAGGUUUACUUUAUUUUGUUUCAUGGGGUAAUCCCCCCCUCUCUCUCUCUAAUAGAAUUAAUAUAAUGUUGGGUUAAAUACGAUAGGAAGAUAGAGUUUCACGGGUUAAAUGUCAUCUAAAGGAAAGCCAAACUCGUGUAUUGUUGUUUGUCUUGAACCGAAUUGCAGACACUAGGACUAUAAUAUGGACGCUAUGUUACAUGUAAUUGUAUACAAUUWAUUUUACUUUUUGGUUUGUCAAUUGGUACUAUCUAAUCUUGUACAAAAACUUUAGUUGUUCUGAAUUUGAUAUUGAUAUUAUUAAAUUAAUAACCUGG